AUGAAUAAAGAUGAUGUUAUAAAUUUCUUAUAUCCCACAUCUAAAGAAAAAGAAAAACCUAAAGAACCUGAUGUUUUCCCUGAAUAUUAUGAAGAACGAAUUAAAGAUGAUGAAUAUGAUGAAAUUGAAAUUGAAAGACUGAAAAAAAUAAGAGAUGAAAUAAAUGAAAAAAUUAAGGAAUUAAGAGAAGUUGAAAAAUAUAAUGAGAAUGAAGUAGAGGGUUUAAUGAAUAUCCCAGCUUCAGAAUCAGAAGUUCAAAAAUCACAUGAGGAAAGAUAUAAAAAUUACUUUUUGGAAUCAACUAAAAAUUUAUUAGAUGGUGAUAUUGACGAAACACUUUCAGAAGAAGGCACAAAAUUUAUUCAUAAACAUAAGCUUCAGUUUAUUGACGAUGGAGAUUAUCCAUGUAUAUUACUUUCACCUCCUCUUGAUUCUGAAAAAUUCAAAAAAGCACUGAAAAAUGUAACAUAUGCAACAAAUACGAUUAAGAAAGAAGACCAUGAUA
Molecule: messenger RNA, 505 nt
Organism: Trichomonas vaginalis G3
Lineage: Eukaryota; Parabasalia; Trichomonadida; Trichomonadidae
Exons: 1
Source: RefSeq, a predicted model, not a curated record